CGACAUCUUCACGCCACCUCCCAUUCCUCCAUCUUCAAUGCUACCUCUUCCCGCCAUUUCCGUCGACACCAUUCCCUCAUGGCCUCGACACCCUUCGUUUGCGCUAAUUGCGCUCGCGCCCUACGAUUAAAAACGAUAUCCCGCACGACGCUCCCACCAAUUCGCCGUCACAUCUCCCAAUCGCACCCCGCAUCCCUCCCCGCGAACGCCACGAAUGCAUCCCAACCAACGACACUCCAAGAUGGCACCUCGAAAACGCCAACGCAUUCCAAAACCUCCGACGCCACACCUGACCCCAACCCUGAACCGGGUCCCAUGGCAACCCGCCUGCGGCAAGCCACCGAAGACGCCCUGCUCACCGGAGGCCGCGCCGGCCGCCGCGCCAUCGAGGAAGCCGGUUUCAGCGAGGAGCUCAAGGCCCAGCUGCUCGACAAGGUAGCCGGCGCAAAGUUCCACCACGAACACUCCGCCGCGCUAUCCCAAGCUGGCAUCACCUCGCGCCUUCCCGACUCAGCCGGGUUGGGCACACGCGCUAUGGCCUCGGCCCAGCCAUGGACGGGGCAGGAGACCACCGAGGACACCGUUUUGCGGAUGCUGGACGACGCUCGCAAGCCCCUGGGCCCGGAACUGCGGGGGAAGAGCAAGCCGAUCGUGCCGCAACCCGUGGAUAUGCGCAUUAGGAGAGAGGUCGGCGUAACUCCCGGGCGGAGGGCGGCCGGCGCGCGGGAUAAAGCGCAGGCUUACGUGGGGAUGGGGAUCAAGGACCCCGGGUUGAGUGAUAAGGAGAGGGAGGCCAUGAGAAGGGAGCUUAGGGAGCGCUUUGCGCCGGGGGCAAGGGCGAUGCCGAAUACCGUGUCCGGGCUGGCAGCCUUGGCGAAUGAACGGAUCGAGGAUGCGAUCGCGAGAGGGCAGUUCAAAGAUAUCCCCCGGGGCAAGGGGAUUGAGAGGGACAGGCGGGCAGACAACCCGUUCAUCGACACCACGGAAUACAUCAUGAACAAGAUGAUCAAGCGCCAGGACUUGGUCCCGCCAUGGAUCGAGAAACAACAGGAGGUCGCCAAAGCGGCGGCGAAUUUCCGCGGCCGCCUGCGAAACGACUGGAAGCGCCACGCGGCCCGCAUGAUCUCCGCCCGCGGCGGAACGCUCGAGCAGCAAAUCGCCCGCGCCACUGCCUACGCACGCGCCGAAGAGACCCACAACCCGCGCCGGCGCCGCCCCGACCAGAUCGCCAUCCCGACCACCGCGACCGACGACGCCGUCAUGAUGAAGCAGGCCACUGCCCCGCCUGACUCAACGGCCAACCCCUCAUCAUCACCCCCCUCAUCAUCACCCCCAUCCUCCUCCUCCCCCUCUCCAUCACCCCCCUCCCCACCACCACCCUCCAUCGACACCAACACCAGCCCCCCCACAACUAACCCCCUCCCAACAACCCCCUUCCGCGACCCCACCUGGCAAGCGACCGAAGCCUCCUACCACGCCCUCGCCAUCGCCAACCUCAACACCCUCACCCGCGCCUACAACCUCAUGGCCCCCGAGCUGGCCCGCAAGCCCUACUUCUCGCUCGACCGCGAACUGCUCGCCUGUUUUGCCGAUGUUGCGCCCCUUGUUGCGGGGGAGAUACGCGCGCGGGCGGUUGGGAACAAAGGAGUGAAUAGGGGGGUUUUGGGGUUGGGGGGUUCAAAUAAGGGUGGGUUUGGUGGGGUGGGUUCUGGGGUUGGUGGUGGUGGUGGUGGGGUGGGAGAGUUGUUCUCGCUUGGGGGGGUCGGGUCACGGGUGAGUGUGGCCGAGGGGAGGGAGAAGGAGUAUGGGAUGAGAGAGUUCUGGCGGGAUUUAUGGGGGAAGUAA
Molecule: messenger RNA, 1845 nt
Organism: Chaetomium fimeti
Lineage: Eukaryota; Fungi; Ascomycota; Sordariomycetes; Sordariales; Chaetomiaceae
Exons: 3
Coding region: 79-1845 (588 amino acids)
Source: RefSeq, a predicted model, not a curated record